Lottia gigantea (owl limpet) is the source of this 426-nucleotide messenger RNA. RefSeq lists its product as hypothetical. The annotation marks the transcript as partial. Gene Ontology annotation, cellular component: plasma membrane. NCBI's taxonomy places the organism in Eukaryota, Metazoa, Mollusca, Gastropoda, Lottiidae. The record is from RefSeq and is a predicted model, not a curated record. The transcript has a single exon. Gene Ontology annotation, molecular function: G protein-coupled receptor activity. Gene Ontology annotation, biological process: G protein-coupled receptor signaling pathway.
AUGGCACAGAAUAUCGGUAUUUAUACUAAUCCUAUACUCUUUAUACUUGGUACCAUUGGGAACUUUUUAAGUGUGCUGGUUAUGACAAGGACAUCAAUGAUCAAAUCAUCAACAUGUUAUUACAUGGCAGCACUGGCUGUGGCAGAUACAUCUGUUUUAUUCUGUGCUUGUCUUAGAACCUGGUUAUCUUACAUCAUGGGAUAUGAUUUGAUAAAUACAUCAGCAGAGAUAUGUAAAACUAUUUCAUUUAUGUGUUACUGGAGUUUUACAAUGGCUGCCUGGAUUUUGGUGGCCAUGACGAUUGAUAGAUAUAUAGUGAUACACUAUCCAUUGAUGGUACACAAGUAUUCAACCAUCAGACGAACACAGAAAGUCAUGUUGUUAUUGGGUUUCUUAUUAAUAGGAUUUACUAUGCAUUAUUUAUUU